Cervus elaphus (red deer) is the source of this 4268-nucleotide messenger RNA. RefSeq names its product netrin G1 (gene NTNG1). Gene Ontology annotation, molecular function: cell-cell adhesion mediator activity. NCBI's taxonomy places the organism in Eukaryota, Metazoa, Chordata, Mammalia, Artiodactyla, Cervidae. The coding region runs from base 1497 to 3245 and encodes 582 amino acids. The transcript is spliced from 10 exons. The record is from RefSeq and is a predicted model, not a curated record.
CGGCGGUUAGAGCGAGCGGGACGGAGUUAGGACCGCUCGGAGCGCCCAGGUCUGAGGUAGUGUAAGGUUUGCAAUCCUUCCACUUGCUGGCAGUUGCAGAAGAUCUGCUUUUAAGUGAAACGUACAUGCCACCCCUCCAAGGGCUGCAGUUUCCCCCGGCUUGCUUCUUUCUUUCUCUUCUCCGGCCCUUGCGCUCACUCUUUAAUUUGUACGCGCCCCUAAGUUUGCAGAGAGCUCGCUGCCGGCUGGGAGCAGGGUCCGGCCAGGCGCCGCGGGCGGGGGCGGGGAGCCCGGGAACCGCAAUCCAGAAGCAUCGCGGGCCAUGUAUAUUUCAUCAAAUGGACUUUGGGUGCGUCGCGUCUCGCAGCCAUCAACGCUAUGUGCAGUGACAUUUCUGACUUGAGUGGAGGAAUGCGCGAAGGAAGCCCGGACGAAAUUGGUACUAGAGGAUCUUCUUGGCGCCAAUGCUAAUUGUCCUGAUUUAUGUCCCUUCUGAGUAAGCUCAACGUCUUCGUCUGAAAUAAAAUGAAAGCUGUGCCAAGCGGGGUAGAACCACCGGACCGCUGGUUCUGAUCCCCGGGAAAUCAGGAAGUCGUCCUGCGGCUUAAAAAAAAAAAAAAAAAAAUAGGGGAAAAAAAAGAAAAGGAAAAAAAAAAAAAAAAAAAACAACCCUCAGUAAAGUUUAAGGCGAGAAGUGGCAGAGGCAGUGGCGCGAGGAGGCGCGGAGGAGACCCGGCAAGCAGAGGACUGGGCUGGCAAGACCUCCCGAAGGCUGCGAUUUCAUUAUUAAUAUCACUAUAUUUUUGGAGGGAGAGGCACCUUUCUCAUCUUCCCUUCCUCUCCGCCCACCCCUAUUCCCUCCCCCUCAUCUACCUGUCAAAGUCACUGAUCUUUUGCAUUUCGGAAGAGGACGUCAACGGGAAGGAAUUCCCCCUCUCGGCUAGGGCUCCGAGAGGGGGCGACGUGCAGGAGGCUGCCCGCCCCCCGCCGGGGGGCCCGAGGCGAAGGGUGUUGGUGCCAGAAGAGAAGAAUGAUUGAUGGGAAGCAGACACCGAGCGAUAGACACUCGUCCUUUUGCUUUAGCUACUGACACCUCAGUGCGCCUGAGCAUCCCUUGUGAACUGUGAGCGUCGAGCACCCAGGGUUAUUGGAUGUACAAUAGGAGAGCCAUCAUUUUGAUAAAUCAUUAUCUGCUACUGGACAUCUUUUAUAAAAAACCAAACUAGACCCAAGGCUAAUAGAUGCGUUCUAGGACAAUGAAAAAGCUGCAAGUUGUUGCUAAUGCCUAGUGCACAAGUAUGCUAGGCUUCCACCAAAGUCCUCAAUAUACCUGAUCAUGUGCAAUAUAUGAACCUUUCACUUUUAGUUUUGGAAUCUACGUUGAAGUCUCAUCUUCUUUUUCUUUUUUUUUUUCCUUUUUUUAAUAUACAAACCUACCUACGUAUAGACAUAGAUAAGCUGCUUUAGUGACCACGAAGAUUGCCAAGAAUUUAGAGAUGUAUUUGUCAAGAUUCCUGUCAAUUCAUGCCCUUUGGGUUACAGUGUCCUCCGUGAUGCAGCCCUACCCCUUAGUGUGGGGGCAUUAUGAUGUGUGUAAGACUCAGAUUUAUACGGAAGAGGGGAAGGUUUGGGAUUACAUGGCCUGUCAGCCGGAAUCCACAGACAUGACAAAAUAUCUGAAAGUGAAACUGGAUCCUCCAGACAUUACCUGUGGAGACCCUCCUGAGACAUUCUGUGCAAUGGGCAACCCCUACAUGUGCAAUAAUGAGUGUGAUGCAAGUACCCCAGAACUGGCACACCCACCUGAACUGAUGUUUGACUUUGAAGGAAGACAUCCCUCCACCUUUUGGCAGUCUGCUACUUGGAAAGAGUAUCCCAAGCCUCUCCAGGUUAACAUCACUCUAUCUUGGAGCAAAACUAUCGAGCUAACAGACAACAUAGUUAUUACCUUUGAAUCCGGGCGUCCAGACCAAAUGAUCCUGGAGAAAUCUCUUGACUAUGGACGAACGUGGCAGCCGUAUCAGUAUUAUGCCACAGACUGCUUAGACGCUUUUCACAUGGAUCCUAAAUCCGUGAAGGAUUUAUCACAGCAUACGGUGUUAGAAAUCAUUUGCACUGAAGAGUACUCCACGGGUUAUACGACAAAUAGCAAAAUCAUCCACUUUGAAAUCAAAGACAGGUUCGCAUUUUUUGCCGGACCUUGGUUACGCAACAUGGCUUCCCUCUACGGACAACUGGAUACCACCAAGAAACUCAGAGAUUUCUUUACAGUCACAGACCUGAGGAUAAGGCUUUUGAGACCCGCUGUCGGGGAAAUAUUUGUAGAUGAGCUACACUUGGCACGCUACUUUUACGCAAUCUCAGACAUAAAGGUGCAUGGAAGGUGCAAAUGUAAUCUCCAUGCCACUGUGUGUGUGUAUGACAACAGCAAAUUGACCUGUGAAUGUGAGCACAACACUACAGGUCCAGACUGUGGGAAAUGCAAGAAGAAUUAUCAGGGCCGACCUUGGAGUCCAGGCUCGUAUCUCCCCAUCCCCAAAGGCACUGCAAAUACCUGUAUCCCCAGUAUUUCCAGUAUUGGUACUCCUCCAAAGUUUAAUAGGAAAUGGCCGAAUAUUUCUUCCCUUGAGGUUUCUAACCCAAAACAAGUUGCUCCCAAAUUAGCUUUGUCAACAGUUUCUUCUGUUCAAGUUGCAAACCACAAGAGAGAUUGUGAAUGCUUCGGCCACUCCAAUCGAUGCAGUUAUAUCGAUCUGCUAAAUACAGUCAUUUGCGUGAGCUGUAAACACAACACUAGAGGGCAGCACUGUGAGUUAUGCAGGCUGGGCUACUUCAGAAAUGCUUCUGCACAGCUGGACGAUGAGAAUGUGUGCAUAGAGUGUUAUUGUAACCCUUUGGGCUCAGUCCAUGAUCGUUGUAAUGGCUCAGGAUUUUGUGAGUGUAAGACUGGAACGACAGGGCCUAAGUGUGAUGAGUGCCUGCCGGGAAAUUCCUGGCACUACGGCUGUCAACCGAACGUCUGCGACAACGAGCUCCUGCACUGCCAGAACGGAGGGACGUGCCACAACAACGUGCGCUGCCUGUGCCCCGCCGCCUACACCGGCAUCCUGUGCGAGAAGCGGCGCUGCGAGGAGGCGGGCGGCUGCAGCCCCGACUCCGGCCAGGGCGCGCCCCCGCGCGGCUCGCGCGCGCUGCUGGCGCUGCUGGCCGCUCUGCUGGGGGCGGCCGGCCCCCUGGGCAUCUAGGCGGCGCGCCCAGCCACCGGACGGGCCGUGCUCUGGGGAAGCAAACACAGCCCCGGCGUUUGCUGCUAACAUAGGAAACCCGCCCUCAGACACCCCCACUCAAACACAGUGUACAAAGAAGGCCUAACUGAACUAAGCCAUAUUUAUCAGCCGUGGACAGCACACCUGAGUCAAGACUGUUAAUUUCUGACUCCCAGAGGAGUUGGCAGCUGUUGAUAUUAUCACUGCGAAUCACAUUGCCAGCUGCAGAGCUUACCACCCAUCGGAAAGGCUGUGACAGCCCCCCAAAAGGAAAGAAAAACAACAACAACAAAUCAACCAACCGAAAAACAUUUGCUACAGGCACGUGGCGUGCCCCAGCACCACCCGGCCCCGUGUGUGGACCAACCAAAUAGAAGCAUCUUUUGCUGGCAGUGCGUUGUGGGUCUAAGGAAGUCUGUUACAAGCUGCCAUAUUGGCCUGCUUCAGCCCCUGAACCCCCUUCCAACCUGUGCUUUAGUGAACCGUUGCUCUGUAACCCUUGUUGGUUGAAAGAUUUCUUUGUCUGAUGUUAGUAAUGCACACGUGUAACAGCCCCCUCCAAAAGCUCCAACCAGUCAUACCCUGUGUAUCUUAGCAGCACUGAGUCAUCCCAGUGCAAGCACACAUCCACUGUCCCCAAGAGUGGCUACAGGAAAAAAGAAAGUGUAUCUAUCCUUUUGUAUUCAAAUGAAGUUAUUUUUCUUGGAAUACUGUAAUAUGUAGAUUUUUUGUAUUCUUGCCAAUUUGUGUUACCAGACAAUCUGUUAAUGUAUCUAAUUCGAAUCAGCAGAGACUGACAUUUUAUUUUGUCCUCCUUCAUCCUGUUUUGUUUCAUUGUGCAGAGAUUUCUCUGUAAGGGCAACGAACUUGCUGGCAUCAAAGAAUAUCAGUUUACAUAUAUUAACAAGUGUAAUAAGAUUCCACCAAAGGACAUUCUAAGUGUUUUCUUGUUGCUUUAACACUGGAAGAUUUAAAGAAUAAAAAUUCCUGCAUAAACGAUUU